This is a messenger RNA of Bicyclus anynana (squinting bush brown), 2226 nucleotides long. RefSeq names its product serine--tRNA ligase, cytoplasmic (gene SerRS). The record is from RefSeq and is a predicted model, not a curated record. Bases 122 to 1612 code for a protein of 496 amino acids. Gene Ontology annotation, biological process: seryl-tRNA aminoacylation. Gene Ontology annotation, cellular component: cytosol. Lineage: Eukaryota; Metazoa; Arthropoda; Insecta; Lepidoptera; Nymphalidae. Gene Ontology annotation, molecular function: tRNA binding; ATP binding; serine-tRNA ligase activity. The transcript is spliced from 8 exons.
AUGUCGUGUAAUGUCAAGUGAAAUCAUCAUCGUGUUGGUGAAGUGAAAUGUGGAUAAAUUUGAAAAAAGAUAACUUGUUUUAAUAGUUUAGAAAAAAGUACAUAUUCCUAUUUCCUACACCAUGGUUCUAGAUUUAGACCUAUUCCGUGCCGACAAAGAUGGAGAUCCGGAUAAAAUUCGCGAAAAUCAGCGUAAACGAUUCAAAGACGUUGGUUUGGUGGAUACUGUGGUGGAACAGGAUACCCUAUGGCGAAAAUUACGCCACGACGCCGACAAUUUGAAUAAACUUAAAAAUGUGUGUAGCAAAGAGAUCGGUCAAAAGAUGAAAAGCAAAGAGCCUGUUGGUCCUGAAGACGAGCCAGUACCUCAAGAAGUCAGUGAUAACCUCAUCAACUUGACCGGUGAACAGCUCCGACCACUCACCGUGAAUCAAAUCAAAAAGGUAAGAUUACUAAUAGAUGAUGCAAUCACAAAGAAUGAGCUGGGUCUUGUCACAGCUGAGAAAGCUCGUUCAGCUGCUCUCAGAGAAGUGGGCAACCACUUGCAUGAAUCUGUGCCAGUAGAUGAUGAUGAGGACCACAAUGGCAUUGAGAGAACAUUUGGAGAUUGUGCAGUUAGACAAAAGUACUCACAUGUGGAUCUCAUAUGUAUGAUAGAUGGUAUGGAUGGUGAGAGAGGAGCAGCAGUGGCAGGGGGUCGAGGCUACUAUCUCAAAGGGCCCGCCGUAUUCCUGGAGCAGGCCUUAGUUCAGCUCUCACUUAGGAUAUUAUUGAAAAAGGGUUAUACACCCCUUUACACACCUUUCUUUAUGAGAAAAGAGGUGAUGCAAGAAGUUGCUCAACUAGCCCAAUUUGAUGAAGAACUGUACAAGGUGGUGGGAAAAGGUUCAGAGAACAAAGGAGAUGCUGUCGUUGAGGAGAAAUAUCUCAUUGCUACCUCAGAGCAACCAAUUGCUGCAUACCACAGGGAUGAAUGGAUUCCAGAAGCUUCUUUGCCUAUUAGGUAUGCUGGUCUGUCCACGUGUUUCCGACAAGAAGUCGGAUCCCACGGCCGAGACACUCGCGGCAUUUUUAGAGUACAUCAGUUUGAAAAGGUAGAGCAAUUCGUCCUGACAUCUCCCCAUGAUAAUGCUUCAUGGAAUAUGAUGGAUGAGAUGAUUGGCAACGCCGAAGAGUUCUGUCAAAUACUCGGCAUUCCUUAUCGCGUCGUGAACAUCGUCUCUGGCGCGCUGAACCACGCCGCUGCCAAGAAGUUGGACCUUGAGGCCUGGUUCCCAGGGUCUGGCGCCUUCCGAGAGCUGGUCUCAUGCAGCAACUGUUUGGAAUAUCAGGCUAGGAGACUGUUGGUCAGAUACGGGCAAACAAAGAAAAUGAACGCGGCCACAGAGUACGUGCACAUGCUGAACGCGACGCUGUGCGCCACCACGCGCGUCAUCUGCGCGCUGCUGGAGGUGCACCAGACUGAGGAGGGCAUCAAGGUGCCUGAGGUGUUGAAAGAUUGGAUGCCGGAGCAGUAUCAAGAGCUCAUACCGUUCGUGAAGCCGGCGCCUAUAGACGUCGAAGCCGCGGCCGCCGCCAAGAAGGGCAAGAAACAGAAUGAGAAAAAGCAAUAGUGCCUUCUGUAUUGCAAACGUUGUUAUAUUGCGAUCGUCGCGAGGCUUUGUUAUUGGCUGGAGAUUAUCCCCCGAAAUAUAAAAAACUUGUGCUAAUAUAACGAUAUUUAAAAAAAAUCGUUUUAAUAUAUUAAAGACAGUAUUUCUAUGUAUUUAUCUUACAGCCACAGAAUUUCUAUAACUGCAAUUUUCGUCACAAAAUGGAUUCAAUGCACAUUCACUUUUUUCAACUUGUAUCUUUGAUUGUUAAACACACAAAGUCUUGGUAUCCAAGCGUGCCCUUCAAAAAUAGGAUGUCUUAAAUAAAAAUGCCACGCAUAUUAUUUAUUUGCAGCAUUAUUUCUUUAGAUUGCUUUCUAUUAUUUUGGAAUCUGUAUUAACUAGACCGUAAACAACUCUCGUGACAUCAUCCUAGGUAUAUCAAAAAAAUUUAGGCACUUUUCAAGCAUCAGCCAAUAUACAAGAUUGCGAUAAUUCCAAUAGCAACAUCUAAUAAUCUGUAAUAAGGGUGUAAGUUUAUUCAUUUUCCGCAUUAAAUGCAUUUAACUUAUUUCUAUUUAGCUUAAAGUUUAUAUCUGUCCGUUUACAUUAAUAAAUGAAUGAGCUUUUCUGGA